AUGCCUCGACUCGUGAAGAACCUCCACGAACAGAAGAACCUAGGAAACCGGGUGAUUUCAGGCUUUUGGGGUUCGACAACGAGGAGAACGCAGAAGAUCCUCUCGAGACUUUUCGAAGCAGGUCGUCUCCUUCGACGGAGAGGAACACGCCGUCGAGAUGGCCACGACGGAGUUGGCCACGACGACGGCAGCGGACUGAACUAUCGAUGCCGACUGCAAUUGGCUCCUGAGGGCCAAACGGGAGAGGACGCAGGCGUCGCGGAUAUAAAAGAAGACUUGCGGCCGCGGUCGCGUGCAGUGCUGGAUUGGCGUCCGUCGCACCUCGUCGCAUUCUGUCGCAUCUUGUUUCCAUCUGUUCCAGCCGUAGCCGAUCCCGACGGCAAAAUGAAACCACCGAGGAGCGCAUUCCUGCUGCUGCUGCUGACUUCCGCCUCCCUGCUGCUGCUGUUGGCCUCCUCCUCCCUGGCCCUCCCUACGGACGCCGUCGGCGGCUUGUCCAAGCGCUACAACUGGGUCCUGGUGACGAACCGCCUCGAGCAGCCGCUGCCGGACCAGCCCCGCCAGACCGUGAAGCAACGUCCGGACUUGCAGCAACCGCAGCAGAUGCAGCAGCCCCAGCAGCUUGCAGAAGCGGACCGCGAGGACUCCCUCACUCAGUUC
Messenger RNA from Darwinula stevensoni, 660 nucleotides. The record is from the annotation of a GenBank genome assembly. NCBI's taxonomy places the organism in Eukaryota, Metazoa, Arthropoda, Ostracoda, Podocopida, Darwinulidae.